CAUCCCAUCAUCACCCACUCUUUGUCCACGCACCCCUCGUUCAAUUGUUGGCAUUCAUCAACAACCUCUCCGCCGUGACUGCUCGUCGCUCUCCACGCGCUGCACGUUUGAUCACACACAACGUCUGGGCGCCCGGCCAUGUCAACUCCGCUUCUUGCCCAGUUUCCAUCCUUGGCGGCUUACCCGUCCUCGUUCCUCAAGGACCUUCUCUCCUCUCCAGAACUCACUGAAGCGUUCCUCUUCUCUCUCCCGGAGGUUCAGGAGCUCGUUGGCGAAGUUGAGCAGCUCGGCCGCGAGAACGUCGAGCUUGCACAACAAAAUCUCGCAUUGCGCGACGAGUUGAUAGCGCUCCGCGACGCAACCGCGCAGUCGUACAGCCACGCCGAGGCUCUCAAGGCGCACUGGGCCCAACUGGAGAAGACACAGGCGAGCCUCUACCAACAGCGCCAGCGUCCUUCCUUCCUCCACAUGCGGCUGAAGCAUAGCUUGACAGCUCAGGAUAACGAGAGUGAGAAGAUAGCAACGACGUUCAUCGAGGGCCGCACCGACUCGCCGGCGGCAGGUGAGAGCGGGCGUGAUGCUGCGCUUGACGCGUUCAUUGCCGAAUUCAAGGCUGCGCGCAAGACGUAUCAUAAGCGUAACAUUUGGGCGGAGCGGUGGAGCCGCGGGGAGGUGGCGUGGCGCGACGACUAGUGUUGUUGUACUAUAUACGCGCAUGUGCAUUGCAUAGCAUUUCUUGGC
Messenger RNA from Cutaneotrichosporon oleaginosum, 741 nucleotides. RefSeq lists its product as uncharacterized. Gene Ontology annotation, cellular component: ESCRT I complex. Gene Ontology annotation, biological process: protein targeting to membrane; ubiquitin-dependent protein catabolic process via the multivesicular body sorting pathway; protein targeting to vacuole. Lineage: Eukaryota; Fungi; Basidiomycota; Tremellomycetes; Trichosporonales; Trichosporonaceae. The record is from RefSeq and is a predicted model, not a curated record.